CACACAAGCAGACAUCAUUGAGUGGACUGCAGCGGUAUGGACGCUGGUUUCUCUUCUUUGCGCUCGGAGGCAGCAGGAGCCAUGAGGACCGUGUUGGUGUCUGCUGAGAGCUUACAGCUUACUCUGAAGCCUGAGCUCAGUCAGGAAGAACGGUCACUCACACACACCAGCAGUAGCCCCAAGGAGUCACACAAAGCCGGGAAUGAAGACCUUAAAGAGAUGCUGGAGAGCAACAAGGAGUCGCUUAAACUGGAGGCCAUGAAGAGGGUCGUAGGGCUCAUUGCCAAGGGCAAAAGUGCCUCCGAGUUGUUUCCCGCUGUGGUGAAGAACGUCGCGAGUAAAAACAUUGAGCUUAAGAAGCUCGUGUACGUGUACCUGGUGAGGUAUGCAGAGGAGCAGCAGGACUUGGCAUUGCUGUCUAUUAGUACAUUCCAGCGGGCCCUUAAGGACCCAAACCAAUUCAUCCGGGCUAGUGCCCUGCGGGUUUUGUCCAGUAUCCGUGUCCCCAUUAUUGUCCCCAUUAUGAUGUUGGCCAUCAAGGAGGCUGCAGCUGACCUGUCCCCAUAUGUGAGGAAGACUUCAGCACAUGCUAUCCAAAAGCUGUACAGCCUGGACCCAGAUCAGAAGGAGCAGCUGAUCGAAGUGAUCGAGAAACUAUUGAAAGACAAAAGCACGCUGGUCGCUGGGAGUGUGGUCAUGGCCUUCGAGGAAGUGUGCCCAGAUCGCAUCGAUCUGAUCCACAAGAACUACAGAAAACUCUGUAACCUGCUGGUGGAUGUGGAGGAGUGGGGCCAGGUGGUCAUCAUCUCUAUGCUGACCCGCUAUGCCAGGACACAGUUCACCACUCCCUGGAAGGAGGGUGCUGAGUUUGAUGAGAAUAAAGCCUUCUAUGACUCCGACUCUGAGGAGAAAAAAGACCAGACAGAACCAAAGCCUUACGUCAUGGAUCCGGAUCACAGACUGCUGCUCAGGAACACCAAACCUCUGCUGCAGAGCAGGAACACUGCUGUAGUGAUGGCUGUUGCUCAGCUUUACUGGCAUCUGGCUCCUAAACAUGAAGUCAAUAUCGUCACCAAAUCAUUGGUCCGGCUACUGAGAAGCCACAGAGAAGUGCAGUACAUUGUGCUUCAGAACAUCGCCACUAUGUCCAUUCAGAGGAAGGGGAUCUUUGAGGCCUUCAUUAAGAGUUUCUACGUGAGAUCUACAGAUGCCACACAUAUCAAAACACUAAAGUUGGAGAUCCUGACCAAUCUAGCUAAUGAAGCUAACAUCUCCACAAUUCUGAGAGAAUUUCAGACCUACGUGAAGAGUCAGGACAAGGCGUUUGCAGCAGCUACCAUUCAGGCCAUCGGCAGGUGUGCCACCAACAUCUCCGAGGUGGCGGACACUUGUCUCAACGGUCUGGUGCUACUGCUUUCUAACCGAGACGAGACGGUGGUGGCCGAGAGCAUUGUGGUCAUCAAGAAGCUGCUUCAGACUCAGCCCACUCAGCACAGUGACAUCAUCAGACACAUGGCCAAGCUCUUUGAUAACGUCACUGUUCCCAUGGCCCGAGCCAGCAUCCUGUGGCUGAUGGGAGAGUACUGUGAGAAGGUGCCAAAGAUUGCACCUGAUGUACUCCGCAAGAUGGCAAAGACUUUCACAGCAGAGGAGGACAUUGUGAAGCUGCAGACUGUUAAUCUAGCUGCCAAACUCUACCUGACCAACUCUAAGCAGACCAAGCUGCUGACCCAGUACAUCCUGAACCUCGGCAAAUAUGACCAGAACUACGACAUCAGAGACCGAACGCGGUUCAUACGACAGCUGAUAGUGCCCAACGAGAAGAGCGGCGCCCUCAGCAAGUACGCUCGACGCAUUUUACUGGCCCCCAAACCAGCUCCAGUGCUCGAGUCUGCCUUCAAAGAUCGUGACCGUUUCCAGCUGGGCACCCUCUCCCACAGUCUUAACCUUAAAGCCACUGGAUACCAGGAGCUCCCAGACUGGCCAGCUGUUGCUCCUGACCAGUCUGUGAGGAAUGUGGAGAUUGCUGAACCACUGAGAGAGUGGGCACCGAUAGUUGGGAAGGCCAAACAGCCUAAAUCUGAUGACAAGUUCUACUCAGAUGAUGAAGACAAGGAAGAGGAAGGAUCUGACAGCAGUGCCAGUGAAAGUGAAGACAGCGGCGGCAGCAGCAGCAGCAGCAGCAGCAGUGAAGCAGAAUCAGGCAGUGAGAGCGAGGAGGAAAGCAGUGAAGAGUCAGAGAAGACCUCCAGUGAUUCUGGAAAGAGCUCCAGUGGGUCUGAAUCAGAUCAAAAAAAGAAGAAGAAAAAGACCAAGAAAGCACUGCAGAAGAAGAGCAAGCCUGCAGCUGCUGACAGUGACUCAGAUGAAAAUGGCAAUGGACCUGUAGGCCAAGCUAGCAGCUCAUCAUCUGAAAGCUCCACAGACUCAGAGUCGGACUCUGAGGAUGACUCCAGAUCAGACUCACCCACACCACAGAAGAAGCCCGACGCGAAGGCGAAGCCCAAGGUAGCAGUGAACUCCAAGAAGGAAGUCUCUUUACUGGAUCUAGAUGACUUUUCUCCUGCACCCACCAACUCACCAAAGCCUUCAGUCUUCUCUCAAAGCCUGCUGUCUGACCUCGAAGGCCUUUCUCUCUCCAACGUCUCCUCCACCAUCCAGGUCACUACUUCAUCUUUUGGCCCUUUGAAAACCUACGAGCUGCUUCACCAUAUGACAGGAAAAGGUCUGUCAGCCAAGUACCAUUUCCCCAGGCAGCCAUGUUUGUACCAGCCCAGUAUGGUUGCAGUGCAGGUCAUACUGACCAACAGCUCAGACCACACCCUGGAGGAGAUCCAUAUAGGAGAGCGGAGCCCUGCGAGCCUGAACAUCCACUGCUUUAACACCAUUGAGCGCUUGGAGCCAGGGGCCUCUGUGACGGUGUCCAUGGGCAUUGAUUUCAGUGACUCGACACAAGCGGCCAACUUCCAGUUGUGCACCAAGGAGGACCAGUUCAGUGUUUCCAUCCAGCCUGCUGUAGGAGAGCUGUUAAUGCCCAGCACCAUGGCAGAACAGGACUUCUGCAAGGAGCAAGGUAAGCUGCAGGGGAUGAAUGAAACUGCUGCAACCAUCACCAUGGCAACAGCUAAUACUUCCAGGCAAGCCAUCAACAAACAGGUCCUGUCUGUAGCCAAUGUAGGAGAAGUGCCAUCCAAUCAAAACAACUUCAGCAGGUUUGCUGGGCGGACCGUCAGCAGCGGCGCCCUGGUCUUGGUGUCUCUAGAGCUGAACGAGUCCUCGAAAGCGCUUCUUACCAUCAACACAGAAAAGAGCGUCAUGGCAUCCAUGCUGCUCCGAGACCUCAAACAAGCCCUCGCCGAGGCGUAGAAUCCUCCCCUCUUCUCAACUUGCUGUAUUAAAAAUAAACGAGGGCAACUAUUAAUUCAAGAUUUCAUACAUUUAUUUCCGCAGCAGCACUUCCAUACGCAGCACCGCUCACAUCGAAUGAAGAGGAAACAACUGAAGAACGCUACUCAGUGUUUAUUUUUAUGGCCUGUGCAUUUGGAAAUACAUGGGAAUAAUUUAUGAAUUUAAUUAAAGUGAAGAUCCUCUUUCAAUUCUUAGACGACCUCACAGAAGUUAGAAUAAAUUAGAAUUUAAGUGACCUUUGCUCUCAUUGUGUUUAAAUAUUUCCAGAAUCUUUCCAGGCAGGAAAAAAAACAAAUGACACAACUCUGAGGUAAAAAUAUGUGACUGCCCAUUUUCCUUGGCAGUAAUUACUCAAAUCUCAUGCUGUUUAUGGUUUGAUGAAGCAUGAUAAUGUACCAACAGCUUUACAUACAUUUGGGGAGAAGGACUGCAUCACUGCUGCACUCACAGUGCCAACACGUUUGCGCCACUGCAAAGUUUUAUUGGACUUCUUUAUUGCCAAGAACACACGAGAAGGACGAGUUCUCUGUGACAUUUUGACCCACAAAUAUGAUGUUGUUAAAUUAUAAAUCUGUAGGGAUAUUUGUGACACCAAACACUGAUUUAGUUUUACAUUCUAGCCUUUAAACGUCCUCAAAUCACACGUGUUUAAAGUGCCUGACGUCAUCUAGAAAACCAAACAUUAGACUCAAAUCAGCAAAGUGUUUUUAUCUGUAUUGUUGCAUCUCAAAAAUAAA
Messenger RNA from Archocentrus centrarchus (flier cichlid), 4145 nucleotides. RefSeq names its product adaptor related protein complex 3 subunit beta 1a (gene ap3b1a). The transcript has 27 exons. NCBI's taxonomy places the organism in Eukaryota, Metazoa, Chordata, Actinopteri, Cichliformes, Cichlidae. Bases 37 to 3366 code for a protein of 1109 amino acids. Gene Ontology annotation, cellular component: AP-3 adaptor complex; membrane coat; clathrin adaptor complex. Gene Ontology annotation, biological process: intracellular protein transport; vesicle-mediated transport. The record is from RefSeq and is a predicted model, not a curated record.